This is a messenger RNA of Microsporum canis CBS 113480, 1065 nucleotides long. Its product is annotated as pre-mRNA-splicing factor 18. NCBI's taxonomy places the organism in Eukaryota, Fungi, Ascomycota, Eurotiomycetes, Onygenales, Arthrodermataceae. The record is from RefSeq and is a predicted model, not a curated record. Gene Ontology annotation, biological process: generation of catalytic spliceosome for second transesterification step; RNA splicing. Gene Ontology annotation, cellular component: U2-type post-spliceosomal complex; U5 snRNP; U4/U6 x U5 tri-snRNP complex. Bases 1 to 1065 code for a protein of 354 amino acids. The transcript is spliced from 2 exons.
AUGGACUUCGCCUCUCUUAUGUCCAAGGAGAUAUCCAAGGCCAAGCCAGACGCCUCGGAGAAGAAGUACACCAAACGGUCAGACAUCGAGGCAGCGCGUGUUGCAGCCUACAAUGCAGAGCAUGAGAAAGUACAGCGAGAACGAGAAGAGCGAGCUAAGCUGAAACGGAAACGAGACGAAGAAGAAGCAGAGCAGAACCGCCGGCGAGAGGAGAAACGAAGGCGGCUGGCCGAAGAGUCAAAGGCACGACGAGAGGCUGAGCAGGAGGAGAGAGAAAGGGAGCGCCGCAAACGCCUGGGACUGACCGAAGAACCCAGCAGCGAGAAGGACGAGACUGCUGCUGAGGCCGGUGGAGACCUGGACGACGACGAGCUGAUCGCUAAACUGCGAGGGCUGGGGGAGCCGGCGCGGGUCUUUGGAGAGAGCCACAGGGGAAGACUGAAGAGAUACAGACGUCUCGUUGAGCAAGCGUCCAACCCUCAGAAGAAGCUCACUGAUGGGCCGAUUCCCACCACCUUAGAGCUGGUGCCCGAGUCAGAGAUGAAGGUUCCAGACAAACUGCCGGCGGACGAGGAAGGGAAACGGUAUCUGUUCAGGCAGCUGGCUUCAUACUUCACCCUCGUCCUCCGGGAGUGGGAGGUUGCCCUGGCACAGCGAGACAGCGCCGUCAAGCAGACAUUCCAGGGGAAACAGGCUUACAAUGCCAUGGUGCAGUCGCGAGAGAACAUGCGUCCUCUGUUCAAGAAGUUCGAGAAUGGAGAUAUAGAGGAUGGCAUCCUUGAGCCUGUCGUCGACAUCGUGCGGAAUGCCCAAAACCGUCGAUAUGUCGAUGCCAACGACGGAUAUCUUACUUUGAGCAUCGGAAAAGCGGCCUGGCCUAUUGGCGUUACUAUGGUUGGUAUCCACGAACGAUCUGCUCGGGAGAAGCUCCAUGAAGGAGGCAAAGGGCAGGCUCAUAUCAUGAGCGAUGAGAUUACGCGCAAGUUUCUCCAGAGCAUAAAACGAUGUCUGACCUUUGCUCAGGUCCGAUGGCCGCCGGAUGACCAGCUCCAGCUCAUGGGAUGA